UAGGAGGUGGCAGCCGCCAUUGCUCCGUGGGCCCUGCUGCGAGCACGCUCUCCGCGCAUGGGUUUUUUAUGCGGGAUUAAGCUUGCUGCUGCGUGACAGGGGAGGACUAGGAAAAGGUAGCGGGUGGAGCCCGGAGCUGUACCCCCUGACUCGACGCAGCUUCCGUUCUCCUGGGGACGUGUCCCACAGGACCCGCCCCGGUAGUCAGCUGCCGCGCUGUUGCUAGGCAACAGCCUGCGCGCUCAGAGCGGCGUGGGGCGGAGAAGUGGGAUUUGGAAGCUUAGGGUCACAGGGGCCCAGGGGCCCAGGCCCACCGACUGCACCGGGAUGGACCAGUACUGCAUCCUGGGCCGCAUCGGGGAGGGCGCCCACGGCAUCGUCUUCAAGGCCAAGCACGUGGAGCCGAGGGUGGGCUGGCAGUGUCUGCCUUCUAUCCUGCAGACUGGCGAGAUAGUUGCCCUCAAGAAGGUGGCCCUAAGGCGGUUGGAGGACGGCAUCCCUAACCAGGCCCUGCGGGAGAUUAAGGCUCUGCAGGAGAUGGAGGACAAUCAGUAUGUGGUGAAGCUGAAGGCUGUGUUCCCACACGGUGCAGGCUUUGUGCUGGCCUUUGAGUUCAUGCUGUCAGAUCUGGCUGAGGUGGUGUGCCAUGCCCAGAGGCCACUAGCCCAGGCACAUGUCAAGAGCUACCUGCAGAUGCUGCUCAAGGGCGUCGCCUUCUGCCAUGCCAACAACAUUGUGCAUCGGGACCUGAAACCUGCCAACCUGCUCAUCAGCGCCUCAGGCCAGCUCAAGAUAGCGGACUUUGGCCUGGCCCGAGUCUUUUCCCCAGACGGCAGCCGCCUCUAUACACACCAGGUGGCCACCAGGUGGUACCGAGCCCCCGAGCUCCUGUAUGGUGCCCGCCAGUAUGACCAGGGCGUCGAUCUGUGGGCCGUCGGCUGCAUCAUGGGGGAGCUGUUGAAUGGGUCCCCGCUUUUCCCAGGCGAGAACGACAUUGAACAGCUUUGCUAUGUGCUUCGCAUCUUGGGCACACCAAACCCUCAAGUCUGGCCGGAGCUCACUGAGCUGCCGGACUACAACAAGAUCUCCUUUAAGGAGCAGGCGCCCGUGCCCCUGGAGGAGGUACUGCCCGACGCCUCUCCCCAGGCAUUGGAUCUGCUGGGUCAGUUCCUCCUCUACCCUCCUCGCCAGCGCAUCGCAGCUUCCAAGGCUCUCCUCCAUCAGUACUUCUUCACAGCUCCCCUGCCUGCCCAUCCAUCUGAGCUGCCGAUUCCUCAGCGUCUAGGAGGACCUGCCCCCAAGGCCCAUCCAGGGCCCCCCCACAUCCAUGACUUCCACGUGGACCGGCCUCUUGAGGAGUCGCUGUUGAACCCAGAGCUGAUCCGGCCUUUCAUCCCGGAGGGGUGAGAAGUUGGCCCUGGUCCCGUCUGCCGGCUCCUCAGGACCACUCAGUCCACCUGUUCCUCUGCCACCUGCCUGGUUCCACCCUCCAAGGCCUCCCCAUGCCCACACUGGGCCCACACCACACCCUGCCCCUUAGCCCUUGUGAGAGUUGGUUUCAAAGCAGAGGUCAUGUUCCCAGCCAAGAGCAUGAGAACAUCCGGCUGAGCAGAGGAGAUUCACGGCCUGUGCUUGGUGAGCCUUAACUUCUGUGUGCUCAUCAGAACACAUCGGAACAGUGAGCUCUGCUGCCAGUCAAGGCCUGCCUGUGCAGAAUGGCGCUGCCGGCCGUGGUGCUGCUUCCCCGAGUGCUGCCUCCUCGGCAAGGAGAAGUGCAGAGAGUUAAGGUGUCCUUCUGUUGGAAACUCAAGUGGAAGGAAGAUUUGGUGUUUUAUUCUCAAAGCCAUUAAACACUAGUUCAGUAUGUGAGAUUAUAGAUUCUAAAAACCUCAGGUGGCUCUGCCUUAUGUCUGUUCCUCCUCCGUUUCUCUCAAGGGAAAUGGUUAAGGUGGCAUUGUCCGAUGGCCCUUGUUUUUGGGGGUCAUGGGGAUGGUAGCAUCAGACAUAGCCACUUUUGCCCUGAGGGCCUCCUGUGUGCUUCACAUGAGUGAGCACUCAUUUGCAAGUGAGGGAGACAGAAGUCUAAGCCCAGGGAUGGCUCCAGUUGGGGAUCCAACAGGAGACCCUCUCCACAUGAGGCUGGUUUACCAACAUCUACUCCCUCAGGAUGAGUGUGAGCCACAAGCAGCUGUGUAUAUAAGGAAACAAGCAUUCCUGGAAUUAAUUUAUAAAUUUAAUAAAUCCCAAUAUAAUCCCAGCCAGUGUUUUUUCCUUAUAAUAAUUUGAUAAGGCGAUUAUAAAAAACCCAUAGAAGGAAGUGGAACCAGAUGCAUAAGAGGAAAUGAUGGAAGGACUUACGGUAUCAGACACCAAUAUUUAAAAGUUUAUAUAAUAAUAAAGAGUAUGAUUGUGGUUCAAGGAUAAAAA
This is a messenger RNA of Rhinopithecus roxellana (golden snub-nosed monkey), 2427 nucleotides long. It is a transcript of the gene CDK20, whose product is annotated as cyclin dependent kinase 20. Gene Ontology annotation, molecular function: cyclin-dependent protein serine/threonine kinase activity; ATP binding. Gene Ontology annotation, biological process: protein phosphorylation. The transcript is spliced from 8 exons. The coding region runs from base 328 to 1407 and encodes 359 amino acids. Gene Ontology annotation, cellular component: nucleus. NCBI's taxonomy places the organism in Eukaryota, Metazoa, Chordata, Mammalia, Primates, Cercopithecidae. The record is from RefSeq and is a predicted model, not a curated record.